AUGGACGGCUUUAACUCCGCAAUCAACAGCUCCGGGUUAUCUGACCUUGAAAUUCAUGGUCACAAAUUCACAUGGGAUAGAGGCAGAGGCACCCCUCACUGGUCCAGGAGUGUCUCCCAGUCCUGGUUGGAGCUUUUUGACAGAGCUGUAGCUGAAUUGGUUAUCACCCCGGUCAGCGACCAUUUACCUGUAAUCAUGCAGCCGAUUCCCACUAUCAAGAGCAAAAGAAAACCCAAGUUCAAGUUCGAAAAUCUAUGGCUCAAAGAAUCUGAUUGCAGAACACUUGUUGCAGAAUCCUGGCAUUCUUCUCGUGGCGCAAAUCUUAUCAUCAGACUCAAUUCUUGCAGCAAGGCCCUAUAG
This is a messenger RNA of Ipomoea triloba (trilobed morning glory), 360 nucleotides long. RefSeq lists its product as uncharacterized. The coding region runs from base 1 to 360 and encodes 119 amino acids. NCBI's taxonomy places the organism in Eukaryota, Viridiplantae, Streptophyta, Magnoliopsida, Solanales, Convolvulaceae. The transcript has a single exon. The record is from RefSeq and is a predicted model, not a curated record.